This is a messenger RNA of Labrus mixtus (cuckoo wrasse), 3479 nucleotides long. RefSeq lists its product as uncharacterized. The transcript is spliced from 5 exons. The record is from RefSeq and is a predicted model, not a curated record. NCBI's taxonomy places the organism in Eukaryota, Metazoa, Chordata, Actinopteri, Labriformes, Labridae. The coding region runs from base 635 to 2425 and encodes 596 amino acids. Gene Ontology annotation, biological process: lipid transport; lipoprotein metabolic process. Gene Ontology annotation, cellular component: extracellular region. Gene Ontology annotation, molecular function: lipid binding.
GCUCUCUUCUCUUCGGACUUCGGUCUGAAUCCCUUCUUUUAAGUUUGUGCCGUAGAGACGAGUCUCUCCCGAACUUUCUUUUUCACGCACAAUUUUUGGAACAUCUAUUAUUUCUGGCUCAAGCAAGGUUUUUGAACUUUCUUCUCCAAAGUCUUUGCUCUUCAAUUUUGAACGCCAAUUCCUUAAUUUGGAUUCAUCAAGAUGGCCAUCCGGUUAAUCUGAAUUGGAAAUCGACGUAUCAAAAGACUCUUCAAUAUUUUUUUCCUGUUGGAUCCUCUUGGAGCUUCUGAGACAACGGCUGAACCGACGUACAAUCUCCAUCCCAGCUGCAUACUCCGACCAAGUUGUUAAGGCAUCUAAUCUGGCCCGUGGACCUCUCUGGGCCUGAAAAGAACCGCUUGCCAGGGACUGAAACGCGGGACCAGCCGGCGGAGUUCAAUUGAACACAUCUCACAAAACUGAGCUGCAGUACAGCCGCCAAGAAUCUGUGCAGCAGUCAGACAAAAUACUUUCAGUUUGGACAUUAUUUAAACACAGCUGAUCGUGGGUUUGGCCUCAGAAUCUGUCUGAACUUCACUCCAGCAACAGAUUUUCUUUCUAUUUGCAAGAUCAGCAGGACACAGAGACCUCCACCAUGUCCACUGCAGACCAGCUGCUGGAGCAAAUGUUCUCCUGGAUCGAGCAGAGGGAACAGUGUGCAAGGAAGCUGAAGAAGCUGGCCCAGGAGCUUGAGUCACUCAGAGAGAAAUGUAACGCCAGUGAAGUUGUUGGCAGUUCAGUGGCAGUGGUUGGAGCGGCAUGUUUACUUGGAGCCGGUGUGGCCACUCUGUUCACCGGCGGUGCAGCUGCUCCAUUGUUAGGUUUAGCGGGAGGAGUGUAUUCAGGCGUAGGUCUCGGCAUAUCUGUGAUUACUAAAAUCACUGAGCACCUCUCGUCAAGCGACACCAUGAAAGACGCAAAGAAGAUAGAAAGUCAGAGCAAUGAAAUUACCCAAAAAAUCCAGAAACUGUUCCAGAAGCUGAAGGAAGAGAGGCAGCAGGCGGGAUCCUUUACAGGCCCUGAUGAUCUGGACCGUCAUGUCAUGACUGAAAUCUUGGGAGCCAUGGCCAGACGAAGUGGAAUGCAUCCUCACUUCAUCAUGCAAAUGCUCCAACGGCCCAAUUUAUUUUUUAGUGCAGGAGCAGGCAACAUAGGGCUCGACCAGAGAGUCUUUAACCCUGAACUGAUGGUCGGACUUGCUGGUAUUUUAUCAUUUUUCACACUGACAGCUGGUGGGAAGGAAUUUCAAUUUCUGUUUGCCAAAGGAGGCCAACAACUGUUCAAAGAAGUCUCUAAAACUGGACUUAAAACAGCCCUUAAAGGAGGUGCCAUGGCUGUUGGGGGAGUGAUUGGAAUCGCGUUUGAACUUCCUGAGGCAAUCAACCAAUGGAAAGACCUGAUUGAGAAGAAUCAUGUGACUGAAGCGAGCCAAUCACUGAGAGAUACAGCUAACGACCUUGAAAAGAUCAGCCGCACUCUGAAGGAGCAGCUGGAUAAGAUCAAAAAAAUGUUUAAGGAGUUUGAAGUACUGAAGAACUGCAUUGAAAACAGCAACAGGAGUCCUCAGCAAAAGGAAGACUUCAUCAAGAUUGUUAAAAGAUAUUGUCAAGAUCAAGCCAUCUUGUCAUGGCUGUCAGAUAAUUAUGACACUGAGAUCUUCUUCAAACUCCUGGACAUAUUUUAUUAUAUAAAACAAAUGUUGGAAGAGAAAAAGGAGAAGACAGACCGAGAGAACAUCGACAUCAUCUUCGUAGCACAUGGAUCAAUUGAAGAGCCCCUGAUGCCAGCCAGCACUCUGCUCCCUCUGUCCACAAUCGAAGAUGUGAUCCUGUAUUCUCCCUGGAACUCUUUCAUUGAUUCUAAAGUGGCGUAUGGUAUUAUUACAGGAAGCCUACAACCUCAUCACAGGCUCGUCGGCUGUGCACCACCUUGUUGCUGUCAAAAUUACUUAAACCAUCUGCCCACCAAUCUGCCACCAUACUGGAACUCAAUGAAGAAUUCUGGCGCAGGGCUCAUCCCAAACAUCUUCAUUGAACCUCUGAAAUCAGUAGACCCAGCAUGGAACGGUGUGGUGGAGCUACGAGGAUUAUAUGGUCAACCUGGGACAAACCGAGUCUUCAUUCCAUACUGGUUCCCGAUGAAAAUCCCGUUCUAUGUUGUCACUCUGGCGCUGUCCCUGGUGCUCUUUAUCUUUCCAUUCAGAGCAACUGUCCACCUCGCAGCAUGUCUGGGUAGAUCCUCACAAGAAACGCUGUCUGGGCAGGUCGAGAACCUCAACAAGCAGUAUUCAUGCACUGUCGACGGCACAUACUUUACAUCCGCAGACAACAUGUUAUCUGCAGAUCCUGGACUGUACAGAGCCUUGCAGGCUUGGUUUGAUCAGUAGGUCAUUUUAGUGUUAAAACUACAGUGGCCCUGAAAGAUCAACAGACCAGGAACGCAAAGAGAAAGCUGAAGGAAGUUUAAAUACAAAACAUCCGGACAACUCAUGCAAAUUAUUUAGGUUCCGAAAAGGGCAACGCAACCACAAAAGAUUUGCGAAAAUGAAAAAAUACAAGAUCACAACCAAAAAUGAUGAUUUAAAGUUUUAGUUACUUCAUUUAAAUGCUUGAUUAUCAGCAUUCUGUAAUCUCUUUACGUAAUGUGUAGAAAAAGUAUUGCAAGUCAUUCACAAGAAAAUCAGUUUCCUUUGUUUUGGUUUCAUACCAUUGCGGUAAAUCAGAGUGAAGUUGAACCGAGAAUUACUAGAAACAGAUAUACAUGUGCUACUCUGGGUGAUGUAAUGAAACAAGAAAUGGCAGUGUUCACUUAGCAGACAUAUCUGAUGGGGAGAAUUUCAUUUUGCUUUCAAUCUGAGAACACGGACGCAUCUAAAGUUUCCACUGUAAUUGGACUGCAAACCACACUGAAAAGGAAGUCUUGGAAGUUGUUUGUGACAAACUGUUGGCUACACCGGAAACCACUGACAGUUUUCCAUCGGCCCCAGAGACUCAUAUCAUCUCAUCAACAGGGACUGCAUUUUUGUAUCUGUAUAUCCUCUUUGAUUCAUGUGGAGAAAAGCCAGAAGAUAAACAUCUUGUGUAUCUGAGACUAUGCUUUCCUUUUAUGUACAGAGUAGUUAUCCUUCUCUUAUUCACGCAGGGUAGGCAUUGCCACCUUGGUCCACCACUGAAUUGUGUAGAUGACAGCUAUAUGAACUGUGUCUUCCUUUUUCUCAGCCAAGACCCUGGGUUGUACUUCAGGUUUCUUUGGUUGGGUUUGCUUUGUGCCUGAACAUAUGUUUCUUUAAAACAGCCUGUAAUAUUAAUCCACUUGAGGCCUGGUUCAUUUGAGCUUCAUCAGAUGAUGUAUAAGAGAAUCUUACUUUUUUUGUCAAACAAUCUGACUAAUCUUGUCUUGAUUUGUGUCAUCAAUUAAAUAAAACGAAUCGUAAAAUAUAA